Peniophora sp. CBMAI 1063 is the source of this 3843-nucleotide messenger RNA. The record is from the annotation of a GenBank genome assembly. NCBI's taxonomy places the organism in Eukaryota, Fungi, Basidiomycota, Agaricomycetes, Russulales, Peniophoraceae.
AUGUCGGACUCUGAGAUCGAAGUCACUGGAGAAGACUUGAGUCCCUUCGACGCGUCCACCUGGAUCGGCCGAGGCCGAAAGCUUCCAGCAACACUCCCGCGCGGGCUACGCGAACAUAUCAAGAGCGUACUUCUCAUUCCCGAUGCUCAUCGCGAGUUACUUCCCAAAGCCGAUGCUUCAAUCGAAGCCUUGAUGAGCUGGAGGCCCCCAGAGGCUACGCCUUGCGACGACAUCGUCUGGGCGACGAACAUCUUCUCGCCCUGCGCACCGAAUGGUGCUGUGCGCCACUUCCUCGAUGAUAAUUACUCUUUGCCGCCCCGACAAGCCAUAGAGCACGCACACGAGCGAAUUGGGCAAGCCAUCUUAGAUGGAAUGCAGUCGUUCUGCAAUGCACGAUACCAAAAUACGUACUUGCCGCUCUGGACCAUAUCGUUCUAUCGUGCACUGUACGAAGUGUUACAGAGACGCGAAGUUGCCCUGAGCUGCUCGAGAUGGUUGGAGGCUGCACUCUCUGGCUGCAGUGCAGUUGACGACGCAUAUCUGUUGCGCGCGCGCGAUGCGCUACUCCGUGUACCGUGGCAGGGUAACAUCUGUCACGACCUCGAUGUCACCCUCUUCCUCCGACUGCUCAGCGACGCGCAGAUCUCCGACGGGCUCGUCGACAGCCUUACCCAGUGGGUUAUAUGCGAGGGUCGCCCAAAUACCUCCUCAUGCUCGUACUUCGCGUGCGGCAUCGCAGUGUGGGACUAUCUGAAGGACAAGGAUCAGUCGUACUGGACAAAAGAGGGAGCAAGACGGGUCAAGUUCAUGAUUAACCUCGAAGACAAGCUGAAGAGUGUGCCCUCGCCGCCAAAGUUUCUCUUCCCUGUUCGUCUAUCCUUGGGAAAGGACAGUACGGGGCUCGAUCGAGGCCACUUUCUCAUCGUUGAGGUGAACCCAGCGUCGAAAACCUUUACGCUCGUCGACAGUCUCGUAGGCAUGAACACGCACACCAUCGUCUCGAAAGUUCAACAUUGGCUUCACGGGCGGGUGGAUAAGCGUUACAAGCACAAGUCCGAGAGUUCUACCUUGCCGCAAGGUUAUCAGAGGGAUGGUACAUCGUGUGGUAUCUGUGUCGCCUCGACAGUCGCCUCUGCGAUUCUUGACACCCCACCAUGGUCUCACAAUAUGCGGAGGUCUGAGCGUAUCAGGUGGUUUCUGCGAUUAUUGGGUAUACGCGAAGAGCAGCCUGUUACCGUCACGAUGAGUCAAUCAGUCGGUGAAGGGGUCAUAGGCAACGAGACCUCUGAGCAGACAUUUGAUGAGGCGAUGGCCGAUACAGCAUCGCAGACCACCGCGCGCGCGACACCCGAGAGAGUGGAUAUCAUAGACUCGGAUGACGAGUUCCCUCUCUUCAUAUCGAAUCCCAAAGCCGCUAAGAUUAUGCCUCCCGUAUCGCCUCGGCCUCACAACUCCUUGAAACGCUCGCUCUCCACGCGCGAGCAGCCAGACGAGAACGCGGCAUCAGCUCCCCAUCCAAGCACCCCCCUCAGUCCUCGCAAACGAAGAAGGGCGGACCGUAUGGGCUCGUCGCACUGUCCGCCUGCUGAGGUCACUCCGCCACGUAUUUGUGCUUCAAACUUUUUGGCCGUUGUUGCCGAAGAGGACGGGGACGAGGCCGGAUCGAGCCGUGCACACCAUGAGUCAGGGUUCGGCGACUGGGUGAAGCGGGAUGCGUACGGAAACCCACUCGCUAGGGGCAAUUCCAAGACCCAGCUGAGGGAUCGGAAGAGGAAGGCGGAGGCGAAGGCGAAGCCGGCGAGCCCCUCGAAGCGUGAGAAAUUCGUCGGCAAAAUCCUCACUCUCGACGCAGAAGCGACCUUUGACCGCGACGACUACCUGCGCGUCUCGCAUUCGCGAUGCGGUAUACCAAUCCGAUGCGAAAUUAACCGCCCGAAGAACUUCGCCGACCACAUACAAAGAUGUCGAGGAGUGAAGGCGACUACUUUAAUCCAGCGGCCAACCAGCGCACCGUCACUUUCCGUACUUGCUCCGCCGGCGACGGCCCUUCCUGACCUUGCGAACCGCCCAUGUCCCGGGCUCAAGGGAGAAUGCAGUGAGAGACUGUCUCGUUACAUUACGAACAGUGCUCUGGGUGGUGGUGGUGCACGGCCUCGUUACAAGAUCGUGCGCGACUUGUAUCCCGAAGUCGGCCAUGGCAGUCUGAAGCGGUUAUCCGAGGCUGCCCGGCGGAUUGUGCUGACAGAAGAGCGUGCUGAGUUCUUGUGGCUCGUUGAACGACACCUCGAUGCCGUUCGGUCUUCGUCUUGCACUUACUGGGUCUCCGCGCGGAUGUCUAUCGCUCUGAACACUCUGUCGCCUUGCGAAGAGUGUAUAGGAUUGGUCAGCUGCCAUCCUUUUCAGGUUGCAUGUAGCCGUAAAGGCCCGAAGGAACCUGGAAACGAGCAAUUCACGCCCGACUCCCUGCAGCUCGAACUGAAGGCGGCGGCAGAUAAGCACGGUGCUUUCAAGAACUACCGUCGAGUUCUCCGAGCCUGGGACAAGGGCCGUCGCGAGGGUUCAUUGCUCGUCAAGUUUGCCGAGUGUCUCCUGCUCGACGCCACGUUCCCCGGCAAAGAUACCUUUGUUGGUCUCAUUGAGAAUGCGGUUCGUGCGCAGGAACGAGAUGAGGGCGAGAAGGGGAUGCAAGGAUUCAAGUAUCACCCGGACACAAUCGAGUUCGGCCACAAUUUGGCGAUCAUCUCCCCGCAGGCUCACGCGGCUGUCUCCAAGGUAUUCAAGAUACCCAGUAUUCGUGCUUAUCAGCAGAAACGGGCUAAAGAGCCCCGGUUUCCUGUCGGUAUCGAUGUCAGCGAAACACCCAGGCUUCUCAAGGACACGCUCGACAAGCUUCACUGGUCCGGUCCGGUUCACAUAGCCGAUGAUGAGACAAAGUUGGAUGCAGCGUUGCGUGAGUACUACGAUGUUCGCCGUGAGGCUUGGGUCCUUCUUGGAACACCCGACCUUGAACCACCUCUUCUUCCCGAUCCUCAAGGUGUCCAGGCUGCCAUCGACAAGGGCAAAUACGUCAAGGCCACACAGCUCCGUCUAUGGACCGCGCAAGUCCCUUGUCCGGGUAUCCCGGUCAUCAUUAUAGCAGCUAUGCCUGUCGACUCAAAAGUCAAUGCGAGCGAUCUCAUUGCCUAUCAGGAGCGUCUCCUUGCCUGCCUGUUCGACUUUGAUAUCAACAUCUGCAGCAUGGCAGUCGAUGGUGCAGGGAAAGAACGCAACAUGCUGCGCCAUUUCGACCAGACCGCGCACUUUCAUCGCGACCAGAUCAUCCCAUACCCUCCCGACCCAUCAGACCCCACGCGCGCGUUCAACCCUCGCAUUCCUUACAUUGGGCCUGCUGAUCGUCCCUAUCCUGUCAGCUUGAUGGAAGAUCCUCCCCACUGUCGAAAGACAAUCUGGGCGAACUUCUUUGCUGGUGGCCGUUAUCUCACCUUCGGGGAUCAUACGGUCAGCUACCGCAACUUCUAUCAUGCCUGGCAGGAUGGUGGUCCUCUGUGGAAGCGCGACGUCAUCAAGGCUGACAGGCAGUCUGAUAACUCUGCGCGGGCGAUCUUCUCGUCGGCCAAUGCACGCUGGAUGCAUGAGACUCGCCCGUCUGAGACCCUCGCCACUGUCGUCUUGGUCACUGUGCUUGGUGGCCUGAUAGAUGCCUAUGAAAACAAGACGAUCACUACCGAAGAGCGCAUAGGGGCUGUGCUGCGAGCAUACUACGUCAUCGACAUCUGGAAGCUGUUCAUCAAGUCGAUGGGAUACUCUUCACAACAUCAGAGGACCACCCAAAUGCUUGACUAG